AAGCGUCACAUAAACGCGGUGAUUGACAGCUGUCAGCGGCGGGACGCGGAGUUGAGGCGUUCGCGGCGUGUUAAUAGAGAAGAGCGAUGAUUUGACGCGUUCGUGGCGCACUAUAUGACGCGGCGGAGGGAUCAAGGAAGCGCUCGUGCGGUUUUCCUUUUAGAGAAAGCGCGUCUUUCUUGGAGCUCCAGGAGAAGGUGAAGCCGGCUGGAGGCGCUCAGGGUCAGCAUCACUUCUCAAAGUUUCUCGCGAACUCUGCUGGUGUAUGAGCGCCGCUUCGGAACUCGCUCUCUCACUGACUGUCGCUCCAGGGCUCCGCCGCCAUACGGAUCGUUCUCUCCGGUUUCUAUGAUGUUAUCCAGCCACAGCGCCGCGGCUCUGAGUGGAAGCGGAUCAGCUGCGGGGAAGAGCGCAGGCCACGGCGCGGUGGUGAUGGGAGCCGGGGUCCGCGCGGGGUUCGCUCGGGGGCUGGGGCCGGUGGGGCUCGGGAUCCCAGGGAGGUUCGAGCCGGAUAAAGAGGGACCCCCGCACCUGUGCAGCGGCUCCGACGCGGACUCUGACUCCGGAGACGAGGACGAGCUCAUGGGGUCAGUCGGGGACAGCCGGAGGGGAGGCGGCGUCAAGCGGGAGAGAGCGGAGAUGGAAGCCGCGAUAGUGGGACCCGAGGCCGGCUUGCCCUCCGCGGCGCUCGCGGCUGGAGCGGCUGGAGCGAAACCGGGCAAAAAGACCCGCGGCAGAGUGAAGAUAAAGAUGGAGUUUAUAGACAACAAACUGCGACGGUACACGACCUUCAGCAAGAGGAAGACGGGCAUCAUGAAGAAGGUGAGAAACUAUCACGAAGAACAAGCAAACACGUACGAGCUCUCCACGCUCACAGGAACUCAGGUGCUGCUGCUGGUGGCCAGCGAGACGGGGCACGUCUACACAUUCGCCACACGUAAGCUGCAGCCCAUGAUCACCAGCGAGACGGGCAAAGCUCUGAUCCAAACCUGCCUGAACUCCCCGGACUCCCCGCCGCGCUCCGACCCGUCCACGGACCAGCGCAUGAGCGCCACGGGCUUCGAGGAGACGGACCUCACCUACCAGGUGUCCGAGUCCGAGAGUCUGGGAGAAACCAAGGACGCUCUGAAGCCAGCGGGCAGCAGCACCGUCCCCAGCUCCUCCAGCAGCCCGUCCUUCCCCAUCACCAGCUACCUGCCCCCCGCCGGCAACGGAGCCAAGAGCAGCGGAGCCACAGCAGGAGUCAUGCAGCUGCCCGCGGGGUUCACCUUCAUGGCAGGUGUGUGUGGGGUCAGGGGUCAGGGGUCAUCUGCUGUUCACAGCUGUAUAGAUCCGUCCCAUACGGCUGGUGUUCCUCAGGUGUUCCUCACAGCUCCUCCCGGUACGGUUCAGAUUCCCGUCUCGGCGGUGCAGCUUCAUCCAAUGGUGAUUGGUCAGCAGUCCAGCGGCAGCAGCAGUAGCCUGACCGAGCUCCAGGUCAUUAAUCUGGACGCCUCACAGAACGCCAAAAACCACUGACCGUGCCACCAGAGACUGACGCCGCUAUUUAUUAACGCCUUUCUGAGACUGACCUUUAUACAGUUCUGCUGUAGACGAGACUGUCUACAACCACAGCACAAUGUGUGAUGAAGAGAGACCUGUGUGUGUGUGUGUGUGUGUGUGUGCGUGAGUGUGAGUGUGUGUGUGAGUGUGUGGUGUGUGUGUGUUU
Cyprinus carpio (common carp) is the source of this 1708-nucleotide messenger RNA. It is a transcript of the gene srfb, whose product is annotated as serum response factor-like. Lineage: Eukaryota; Metazoa; Chordata; Actinopteri; Cypriniformes; Cyprinidae. The transcript is spliced from 6 exons. The coding region runs from base 349 to 1518 and encodes 389 amino acids. The record is from RefSeq and is a predicted model, not a curated record. Gene Ontology annotation, biological process: positive regulation of transcription by RNA polymerase II. Gene Ontology annotation, molecular function: protein dimerization activity; RNA polymerase II cis-regulatory region sequence-specific DNA binding; DNA-binding transcription factor activity, RNA polymerase II-specific.